Molecule: messenger RNA, 456 nt
Organism: Penicillium vulpinum
Lineage: Eukaryota; Fungi; Ascomycota; Eurotiomycetes; Eurotiales; Aspergillaceae
Exons: 1
Coding region: 1-456 (151 amino acids)
Source: RefSeq, a predicted model, not a curated record
AUGGAGAAAUCGUCACUCGAAACACAAAACCCGCUCCGGCAAAAUGCUCCAAGUCCCCGAUGCGCCGACACAUACAAAGAAUUCGCAACGUCACCCCGUCCAACCACCGAGAACAGUAUGAAUGAGGAUUGCACCCUGGAAGUCAAUGACCGAGACUACAGCCUGGAACUCACUCAAUAUGCCGACGACAAAUACCCAGAACACACAGACAGGCAGCCCGAGGCCGGAGCAGGAGCCACAGACGAAAACCAGGCAGAUGCGAGGCAAGAUCCGGAGAUACAGUCUGUGACAGGGACGGUAAAGCGUCAUAGGUCUCGUCGGCCAGAGUGGAUUCUCUUUGGUUCGAUUCUUGGGGCUAUUGUUCUUCUUGUUGUUAUUAUUGUUCCUUCUGUGAUUUUUGGGACUCGCCACUCUAGUCCACAGUUCACGCCACCUGCGAAUCCGUAUAUUGCAUGA